AUGUCACUCCUUUCUGAUACACACGAGCAACUUGACUAUCUCAAGAGUUUUGCGGGUAUGCCUGCCCCAGCUGCUUUCCCCUUGCCUCCACCAGAGGCUGAUGCGGUGCGGGAAGACAAACCAGACUCCAUCACUUUCGAACUGCCAACGCAGCUGGUACAACAAGCGGGGAGAUUGUCCCACACUCAUUGUUGCGGAAUCCGGGCGGUCUUGUACGCUGCUUGGGCCAUUGUUCAUUCGCGGUACUUGAGUUCCGAAGAUGUAACAUUUGGAGCGGACAUCGAGGACCAAGAAAGGCUUGAUGGACCAUUCUGUCCGCGACCUGUGCACGCGGUACUGUCUGCUCAUGAUCUACAAGCGAGCAGAUUGGUCCGUUCUAUACACGAGGCGGUCUCCUCCGCGAACACCGGCCUUACGUCGCUUGAUGCAAUUCGCGAGGCGGCUGGAGUUUCGUCCGGCGAGCCCUUAUUUCGACUUGCGAUUGGAUUCUGGGAUUCUCGGGUGCUAGCUCAACUCACGAACGAACUCCCUCUGAUUGUUUGCUUCGGAAAGCCAAUAGCUGAUGCACCCAUUCAAGUCGAAAUACUCUUUGCCGGGUCCGUCUUCGAGUAUCGCGCGAUGAAAGCGCUUGCUGGACAUUUCUCCCAAGCAUUGCAGGGUCUGGUCGGAGAAGGCGACCCUCGUGUAGCGGACAUAAACAUCUUGACACCGGAAGAGUCGAGAGUGAUUCUUCACGACUUCAACGACAACCGGCAGGAGGUGUUUGAAAAUGACUUGGCUGCGCUAGACAAGUGGUGCAUGCAGAUUCCAUUCGAAAAGAAGGUUAAGCAACACUCUGAAAUGAAUGCUGUCGAGCACUACCACCGUAGCAUCACUUACGGGGAGCUAAAUGCACACUCGAAUCGCAUGGCUCACGAUCUCCGCCAAAAAGGCAUCAAACUUGGAGCACCCGUGGGUCUGCUCGUAACCCGAUCGAUUGAAAUGAUUGUUGGUUUUUGGGCAAUUAUCAAGUCCUCUGGGGCUUACGUCCCGAUCGAUGCUAGCUUUCCCCCUGCACGGGCGCAGUACAUGCUGCAAGAUGCAGGCUGCGUGGCUUUAGUCACAACAUUGGCUGACGACAAUCAAAUACGUGCUUCCAUGCCGUCUGACAUGAACAUUCCUGUGUUGAAAGUACAGGAUUUCGGGAAUGGACCCAUCGACGUGGAAAACCCAACCUUAAUAAACAACAGCGAAGACCUACUAUACGUGGCCUAUACUUCUGGAACAACAGGCCGACCAAAGGGCGUCGAGAUUCCACAUAGAGUCAUGUAUAACCUCAUCCUUCAUGGAGCGGGUGGUCUUGGGAACACUGACGGAACGAGAAUGAUGCAGUUCAGCUCAAUUGGUUUCGACAACCUCGGCUGGGAGAUUUUUGCAACGCACUGCAGAGGAGGCACUCUGGUUGUGCGCCCCGACGAUCUUGGAGAAGAUUUCGAGCAAGCGUUGUAUCGGAUCGAUACAAUUCUUAUCACCCCGUCCGCUCUUUCCAUCGUAAGCCCGGACCAAUAUCCAAACAUCAAGAAAAUAAUUGUUUCUGGCGAGCCCAGCAACGCAGGGCUCACAAAGGCGUGGGGCGAUAGAGUCAUCUUGCUAAACGGUUAUGGCCCGGCCGAAACCCACGCAACCCAUAUUGGUAUCAAUAUUCCGGGGAAACCCAUAACUGUCGGCCGCGUCAUUCCUGGCGACACCUGCUACAUCCUUGAUGACCGGAUGCGACCUGUUCCAAUCGGAGUUCCGGGUCUUAUCUGGAUCGGCGGCACUGGGGUCGGGAGGGGUUAUAGAAAUCUUCCUGACCUGACUGCCCAAAAGUUCAAACUUGACCCUUUCGCCAAGGACGGAAGCAAGAUGUACAAUACGGGCGAUUUGGGCAGAUGGACCAACAGAGGAGAAUUGGAAGUAAUUGGCCGUGCGGAUCAUCAGGUCAAAAUCAACGGUUUUCGGGUGGAAUUGGGGGAAGUGGAAACAAUCCUAGGGAAGUUACCGUCCGUCAGCAAUGUGGUCGUCUUGUUUGAGUCCAGACAGCUGGUUGGAUUCAUUUCGCCGCAUACGUUGAACGUUGACAUGCUGCGGAGCGAAAUGAAAAAGAUGCUGCCGUACUACAUGGUCCCGUCCAAGCUUAUUGCCCUUGAGGUGCUGCCAAUGACUGAGAACCGCAAGGUGGACCGUCGGAUGCUUGCGGCCAUGCUACGCAGUGAAGCCACCGGUCGAGAUGCGGCUCUCCCAGCUUCUACGCCCCGUUUCGUCAACCGUUCCGCAGCUUCCGUGCGUCUCUCGCCUCAGGAGACCACAGUCGCUUACAUCUGGGCGACGGUUCUGAAGAUUCCCGUUGAGGGAAUCACCUCUGAAACGUCAUUUUUAGCCAUCGGUGGUGAUUCUAUCUCAGCUAUAUUGGUGUCAGCCCGUCUGCGAAGAGUGUAUGGGUUGUACAUCUCCCCGACUGUGAUUUUCGAUAAGCAUGUCUUGAAAGAGCUGGCUUCGCUUCCUCUACUCUCUCCGGCAAACCAAGCGGCAAAAGCAAUGAUGGAGACGGGCCCUGUGGAGGGCAGGGUGGAGCUGACUCCAAUUCAGCACUGGUUUUUGGAAUGGAAGCCGGUGAAUCCCGAUCAUUACAAUCAAACCUUCCUCCUCAUUCCCAAUCAAAGAUUGCUUCCAGAAACGGUUACCCAGACGAUGAACGCUCUUGUCGCUCACCACGAUAUGCUUCGGGCGCGGUUCACUCUGGACCGGGAGGCAGGUACAAUGGAGCAACGUAUUCUCAACCUCCAAGACCAUGCCCCGGUCGAGACCAUGUCUUCUACCGCGGCGAACAGAACUGAAAUGCUAGAGAGGGUUUAUGCGAUUCAGCGAACGCUGAAUUUGGCAGACGGGCCUAUCAUCGCCGCUGGAUUGAUCGAUAUGACGGAUGGCCAGCAGCGGCUCGUCAUAACCGUCCAUCAUUUGGUCAUGGAUCUGGUGUCCUGGCGCAUCUUGCUCGAAGACUUCCAAAACCUUUAUACCGGUGUGGAUGGGCUGCCCCCCAAGACGACUUCAUUUCAGACUUGGGCUCUCAAGCAAGCCGAGUACGCGCAAACCCUCGACCCCGAGUCAUGGCCCAAUACCUUCCCCACCCAGCCGCCAAUACCUUCCGAUUUUGCGGGCAAUCCGACGCAGAAGAACCGCGCGAGCACGAUGCACCGCCUUACUGUCGAGGUCCCGGCGACGACGGUGGAGAAGAUCUUCUCUCAGGCCUUGCCUUUCUACCAAUGCACUGUAUUGGAGAUUCUCGUGGCGGCAUUAGCUCUUGCGUACGGCCAGCAGUUCGACCGCGACGUGUUUGCUGUCGAUCUGGAAGGGCACGGACGCGAGCCUUGGGAUGACGCUCUGGACACCUCACGAACUCUGGGAUGGUUUACAACCACAUUUCCAGUCUGCCUGCGCGCUCGUAACGUUGCAAUGGAUCAAGAAGGACACAUGCCAUUUGUAGAUACCAUAAAGAAAACGAUUCGAGGCCUCCCGCUCAAAGGUCUUCCUUACGGAGCUAUGAGGUACCUGUCCAACAAGCCUUCAGCAAAGACGUUCGUUACCACACACCCUACUUCCGAAAUCAUAUACAACUAUUACGGGGCGUUCUCUCAACUGGAAGACAAGGCUAGCCUGCUUAGACUGGCCGGAGAAGAAUAUGCCAAUGGGGAAGAUGACUACGACGACUGCGAAAUGAACCGAUAUCGAUUCAGUAUAGAAACCAUCCAGCAGAACGGCAUCCUAGAAACCCGUUUCUUGUACAGUGCGGCCGACUUUAGAGAAGAGACUGUGAGUGCUUUCGCUGCCAAGUGGCUGAUGUUUCUCGACGUUUUCGUCGAUGUUACCCAUGUCCCCAGCUCUUCAGCGGACAUUUCGAUCGCCGACUCGACGGUGGUCAAUGAAGCUCCACUCCGCCCAUUUGAAUUGCUCGGCAUGGGGGAGGCUGAGGGACGUGCUUUUCUUCAAAAUUUCCUCGAGGACCACCCGAUUGAUAUGGAUGAUAUAAAGGAUGCAAUGCCCUGUGUCCCGUUGCAGUCUGCCAUUGUGGCGGCCACAAAGCUAGACAGUUCCCAAUACACCUGGCAAACGGUGUACAAGAUUCAUGGCUCAUUGGAUUCCGCCCGGUUCGAAAGUGCCUGGAGGGAGAUCAUCCAUGCCAAUGAUAUGCUCCGGACGACCUGCGGUUGGACCGCGGACUUGCAUGGAGAUACUAAUGCAGUCCAGGUACUGUUGAAAAGCGACCGAUCUGAGUGGAAGAACAUCGUUUGCGGAGAAGAAGGUAUGGAAGCGACCCUGAAAGAGUAUUUAAAAUCAGACGAAGCCCGUGGUUUCCCUUCCGGCGACCCGUUCGUGCGGGCCUGUCUUUUAUCCAAACCUGGGGAGCCAUCUAGGUUAAUUGUGACCGUCCACCAUUCUAUCAUUGAUCAGUGGUCCUUGAACAUGGUGGUUGAUGACCUCCGUAUACGAUAUCAUGGCGGCAUUCCAGCACCUUACACUUCAUUCGCAAACUUCACCAAGUACAUGAUGGAGGAAGAUUGGUCGAGAGCCAAAUUAUUCUGGACGGAGUAUCUCCGGGGAACGAAGCGUGUGGAGUUUCCAAGGUCAGGGAGCUUCUGCUGCUCUCAUGGACUAUUGUCCGCUUUCUUCUCAAAUUCCAUUCGUAGAUCACUCCCCAACGUCGCAUGUCGGGCGACGAGGCAUUUUGAAGCAAACAUCUUGCUCGAGCUUGGUAACUUUGCUCGCGCUAAGGGCAUAGCUGCGUCUGUACUGGUCAACGCAGCUUGGAGCAUAGCUCUUAGCGCUCGUUCCGGAAAGAAGGACGUGGUUUUUGGCACUGUCUUUUCCGGGCGCUCUGCUCCGUUGGACGGAAUCGAGCGGAUUUGUGGGCCGUGUUUGAACACAGUGCCAUUCAGGGCCACGAUUUCUCAUGGGACCACCAUCAUUGACUUUUUGAAGGGACUACAGAGAGCAUCUUCAGACAUUAUGGAAUUUGAGUCGACACCAAAGUCGGUAGUGUCUGAAGCGGUGGGAAUGGACUCGAGCAAACUGUUCAACACUUUAGUAGCUCUGCAGAACGUUGCGGAUUGGUCUAACAGACAGUGCACCGAGACUAUUUCACUGGAAACAGAAAGCACCACUAUGAUCUCAGACAUCUCUUUGUCCGUCGAGGUCACUAUAUCCGCCGACGGCUUGAAGUUCGUGUUCCGAUACGACCAGAAAGUUAUUUCCCAAAUUGAAAUUGACCUACUCUUGCACCAUCUCGCGGACGUCCUUUCGUAUAUGAUUAAUUUCCCGGAUCGGCCUGUCGAGUCCAUUCCCCUAGUAAGCGCUCAAGAGCACGGCAUACUCCAGUCUUGGGCGCAGGGCCGCGAUGCUCCCGUCCAGGGCGUCUUGCUACACGAGUUAGUGCAGUGGCGAGCGGAUAACCACCCCGACACAAUAGCGGCCGAGCUCUAUCGUGGUGGAAAACUGACCUACCGGCAGCUCAUGGAAAACGCGAAUCGCCUGGGUCAUUAUUUGCAACAGAUGGGUGUGCGGCCUGACAUGAUGGUGCCAGUGUGCAUGUCGAGGUCUUUUGAUAUGCUCGUUGGUCUCUUGGCUAUUCUGGCCGCCGGUGGGGCCUACGUGCCGAUUAGCGAAAAGAUAUCCCCUGAACGUAUUCGAGACAUUCUCAAAGCAACAAAUGCUGCUGUAGUCGUUACAACCGAAAAGCUUUCCGGCCUCUUCCUUGCCGAUUCGACUGACUCCAAGCCCAAAUGCGUUUUGGUUGAUGAGUUUAAGACUGAGCUUGCAAACUAUCCGGCGACACCUGUGGUCACUCCUGGGCUAUCUGAGGACAAUCUGGCAUAUGUUCUUUUCACCUCAGGAUCCACGGGCGAACCAAAAGGGGUAAUGCUGGAACACGCCAGCGUCGUCAACUCCCUCCGUGCGCACACCCUGUGGAAUGUCGGCCCACACUCUCGGGUUCUAAACGUGUCUCCGUACACCUUCGACCUUUCUGUGACGGAUAUAUUCCUGCCUCUUAUAUCAGGUGGAACGGUUGUGCUUGCAUCGGAAAACGAUAUUCAAAGCGAUUUGAGUCAGGUAAUAAGGGAAGCACGUAUUGACCAUGUCGAGCUUGUCCCGUCGCUUGCGGAUACGGUUGAUCCCGCGUCGGUGCCUGAACUGAAGACAUUGGUCACCGCGGGAGAAAUGUUAACAGAAGUGCUGGUGCAACGGUGGGCUUCGCGAGUCCGUUUGAUCAAUGGUUAUGGACCAACAGAAACCACGAUACACUCUCACAUGAAGGUGGUUCAACCGAAUGAUUCUCCAUUACAUAUUGGCGCAAGCAUUGGAGAUGUAGCCACUUACAUCUUGAAGGAUGACCUCAGCCCGGUGCCUGUUGGGGUUGAAGGCGAGGUUUACAUCGGUGGAACCCAAGUGUGCAGAGGAUACCUAAACGGGACUGAUUUGGACAAAGAGGCAUUUGUAUCCAACCCUUACAAGAAGGGUGGACGUCUGUAUCGCACCGGCGACAUUGCGCGCUUCCGACCUGACGGGACUCUGGAAUUCGUGAGACGCAGAGGAAAUCAAGUCAAAGUCAACGGUUUACGAAUUGACCUAGAAGCGAUUGACAAUGUCAUCGCAAGAGAGGACGUCGUUGAAUCCGCCGUGACUCAGCCGGUGAAGUUUAGAGGCAAACAGCUGCUUGUAGCAUUCAUUGUUGUUGGACAGAAAAGUAGCUCCGUCCGACUAGCGGUUGAGGCUCUUGAAAAGGCUAUCGCUGCCAAGUUGCCCUCAUACAUGACACCGCGGCACUGGAUUCCCCUUGAUGCGCUUCCGCUGAACGCUAAUUUCAAGCUGGAUCGUCGGGCCCUCCAAACGAUCUUUUCGGCUGUUGAUCUUGUGGCAAUCAAUACCCUCACGCGCGGUGCCAGCACCAGAAAACACCCUCCGGCGAGCCAACUGGAAAAGGAUCUGCAUGACAUGUGGACUUUGACCUUGGGUCUUGAACCCUCAGAUAUAGGAACGAAUGAUUCUUUCUUCAAUCUAGGAGGCGAUUCUCUAGCGCUCAUCAAGUUCGUCAAUAAUGCCCGUGCGAAAGGUCUCUCCAUAACGUCAUCAGAUUUUUUCGCCAACCCAACCAUCGCAUGUCUUGCGAAAUUCCUUGAGAAAACCAGUCCCCCGGCUCCGGUCUUGACUGUCAAGCAGCAACCUAAUGUGGCUGCGUUCAGCAUGUUGACCCUUCCCCAACUGAUGGAAAUCAGUUCGAGGGACCUUCCCGCCCUAGAUAUCAAACUUGAGGAUAUUGAGGACAUCUAUCCGUGCACUCCCAUGCAGCGAAGCCUAGUGGCUGCGACAAUAACGGGUGAGAGAGCCUCUUAUCUCUCACAGAUAGUCUACGAGUUUGAGAAGACACCGAAUAUCGAUCGUUUCAAGAAAGCCUGGCGCGAGGUGAUCCGUUCCAACCCGAUUUUAAGGACGCUUUUUGUCGUCCCUCAGACAACCUCGAGCGACCUUCAAUGCCUGCAAGUUGUAAUGCGCGAUGACCUCUCGUCGUGGACCGAGCAUCAAAUAACAGAGGGAGAAGAGCUAGAGAAGAUUUUGUCCCAAGAUCUGGAGAAAGGAGUGAAGCUCGGCUCGCCCUUCAUGCGCUUUGCUCUGGUUCGUGCCCCUUCCGCAAACGUCAAGUUCAUCUGGACCAUUCACCACGCGCUAUACGAUGGAUGGUCGACGAACAUGAUAUUGGACGACCUAGAAGCUGCCUGUCGCGGUGAAGCGUUAACAUUGCGGCCGGCCUAUAAGGGAUUCGUUCAAUAUUUGGUCCAGCAAGACAGGGAGAAGGCUGCCGAAUUCUGGAGACAACAGUUGAAGGACUUUGCGGGAAUGACCUUCCCGCGGUCGCCGUCAUCCACCUACCAAGCGAAGAGUACCGGGAACUUGACCUGUGCCGUUAAUGUGGAUUUGGGCAAACAUGCCAGGGAGCUUGGCGUUACGAUCUCAACUAUUUUCCGUGCAACGUGGGCCCUUGUUCUUGCUUCCCAUGCCAACACGAAUGAUGUGUCGUUCGCCUGCGUUAGUUCAGGACGCAGUGUUCCGGUAGACGAUAUUGAGUAUAUCAACGGCCCAUGCAUUACAUGCGUCCCGGUCCGAGUCGUUUUGGACAAAAGCAUGACUGCUACGAACUUCUUGCAGGUGCUACAGAAGCACCACCUUGACAUGAUGCAAUAUGAACAUUGCAGUCUGAUGGACGUGCUGAAUUGCGGGCCUGGCUUGUCUGGCUUGAGCGGGCUGUUUACGACCAUGCUGGUGAUUCAAAAUCAACCCGAAGCUGUAAAAGACAUGGACGCAUCUGGUCUCAAAUUUCUCAGAGCCGAGAUGGGCAUGGACAGUGGACUCUGCCUUGAGCUUAAGAAAACCGACUCAGGAUGGAUGGUGGUGGUUGAUUUUGAUGAGGAGAUUAUUACUGAAGGAGAGCUCAAAUGGAUCAUGGCUCACGUCUGUCACGGCAUCAAAGAUCUGGUUCAACGCCCUAACGCCGCGCUCCGGGACAUCCAGUUGAGCAGCCUGGAAGAAAUGGAAUUUCAGCGUACCCAAUGGGGUCGGCAGAUCGUAGAGGUUGACGCGGAUCUGUGCAUUCAUCAACUUGUUGAACGUCAGGUCGCGCGAACACCGCAUAAAAAUGCCGUAGAGUUUCUGAACGGCCCAACUUUGACGUAUGCCGAGUUGAACUGUCGCAGCAACCUCCUCGCACGUCACUUGCAAGAAAUUGGCGUUGGUCCAGAGGUCCUUGUGCCCAUAUGUGUUGGACGAUGCAUUGAAAUGGUCAUCGCGGUCCUUGGAGUGCUCAAGGCUGGUGGCGCUUACGUUCCGCUCGAUCCCGAUAUUCCAGCGAAGAGGAUCAACUUCAUCAUCGAGCAGACGAAGAGCACAUUAGUGGUGACAACAUCGAACCUUGUGUCCAUCCUGCAAGCUACUCUGGAGGCAAACGUCAUGGCGGUGGAACAUGUUUUGUCUGACGAUCCAGGCACACCUGUCGAGAACUUCAGCGUUCCCUCGCUCUCGUCAAGCAACCUUGCGUACAUAAUCUAUACCAGCGGCUCCACCGGCGACCCGAAAGGAGUCAUGAUCCCCCAUCGUGCAAUUGUAUCCGCAAGCGGCGGUUUUUGCGAGCGGUACUCUCAUGGUGAAAGCGACCGCCGCUUGAACUAUGCCACUUUCACGUUCGACGACUGUGUUAUGGAUUUUUUUGCAACGUUGAGGACAGGUGGCACGAUCUGUAUGGCCUCCAGGGAAGACCUUACAACCGACUUGGAUGGCGUCAUCGCCGAAAUGAAGGUGACUUUCCUGGCUGCUACACCGUCUGUACUUGCCCUGCUUGAUCCACGGCGGGUCCCUACCAUGCGGGCUAUGGAUAUUGGUGGGGAGCCUAUGAUGCAGGAGCUUGUUGAACGCUGGGGAGGAUUGGUUCAUCUUGGUAAUGGUUACGGACCGACGGAAACCUGCUGUCUCAGUCACUCCCACCGGCAUUAUAGCGACGAAAAGAACAUUCAUUUGAUUGGGUAUCCUUAUCGAGAAGUUGCUCAGUACCUUCUCGACGACAAACUCAAGCCUGUACCUAUUGGGUGCGUGGGGGAGAUUUGUUUAGCAGGUCCGCAGCUGGGACGAGGAUAUCUGGGUCACCCAGAAUUGACUUCCAAGGCAUGGAUUAACCAUCCCCAGUUGGGAUUGAUAUACCGAAGCGGCGAUCUUGGGCGCUACUGGUACGACGGCCAGCUUAUUAUCUUAGGACGACAAGAUGAUCAAGUGAAGCUGCAUGGAUUACGGAUCGAGCUUGGCGAAAUUGAAAACGUUCUGUUAAGAGCACAAGAAGUCAAAUAUCUUGCGGCAGUCGUGAUGACCCUUGCUGGAGAAAAUGACAAAAGCCUUGUGUGCUUCUACGACCUGCACAGGUAUCGAGAUGAAAACCACAAAUGCACUUUCCUCCCGUCAAACGACUUCGUGCAAUCAGUCACUGGCGGUUUGAUUACUCUCGCUCGGUCUGCGCUGCCCUAUUACAUGGUCCCAUCCAUGUGGGUCCCAAUGACGCGGUUGCCCCUCAACAAGAAUGGUAAGAUUGACAAAAAGAAGCUUAAGCAGCUCACAGUGGUUCGCUCUAACAGAGAGACUGCCGAGUUGGAAAACCCGCAAAGCGACACUGAGCAGGAGAUUUUUAACAUCGUGAAAAAGCUGGUUGGGAAUGAACACUUCGGUGUAGAUGACGUCUGGUGGACAGUUGGUCUAAACUCGCUGUCGAUGAUUCGAUUUGUGGGAACACUGAGGACCUCAUUUCCUUCAUCAGGUUUGACGAUAACUGAUCUUGUACCAAAUGCAACUAUCCGGCAACUCGCGGUUUACAUAGACAAGUACGGGGGUCGAGGAGGGGGUGACACGAACGCAGAAGCGAACUCACAAACAACAACCGAAGAGCGCUCGAUGCUAGCGGACAUAGGUCAUGGCCGUUUCCCCGCCUCAUUUACUCAAGAGCGAAUGUGGCUAGCGCAGCAAAUUUGGAAUGACAGCACCUACCAUAUCCCAGAGCUAAUGCGAGUUCGCCAACCGCUAAAGCCGGAUCUUCUGAUCAAAUCAAUGCACCUAGUGUGCCAGCAAAAUGCGAUUCUCCGAACCACGUUUGAAUUCGAUGGGGACAAUGUGAUGCAAAUUGUAAAUAAGAAGAUUGACUAUGAAUUCAAGUCGCUUGACCUGACCGCGGAGGGCGAUCCUCUUGCAGCGCUUCGAAAGCUAUGCGCAGAGGACAAUGCCACACUUUUCAACCUCAGCGAUAAACCCGCCGUUAGAUUCAUGAUCUUCGAGUUGGGCAGUAAUGAUUACGCUGUUUACCUCAAUGUUCAUCAUAUCAUUGCAGAUGAGUGGACCUUCGCUCUUUUACUGAACGAGCUCUCCCACACGUACGCGAUACUCAUACAACAGAAAGCGGACGUUGGUAUCGGUCAUGCCUCGUUGGAGUACGUCGAUUUUACAUUAGGGCAACGACGCCACCUGUCGGAGGUUGAAAGCCAGCAAUUGGACUUCUGGGGAAAUGCACUCAAGGACGUGGUCCCCGCAAAAUUUCCGUCGUUGCAGAGCAACAAGAUAGAUGAUAAGUCAGCAGCGAAUAACGAAGAGCUUUUCCUGGACCCCGUAGUCGUGGAGGCGUUUCUAGCCGUCUGCAAAAGCCAAAAUGCAUCCCCUUACGUAGGCUGGCUGUCCCUUUUCCAAAUUCUUGUUUACCGCUAUUGUCAAUCGACGGAUUUCGCCAUUUUGACACCUGUCACAAAUCGAGCAGCGAUUUACGCGGACGUGAUGGGCUGCUUCCUGAACACGCUUGCGAUCAGCACGAGACUUGAACCUGACCUCCCGUUUGUCAACUACCUCCGACAAAACAUGCAAGUUGUGAACGAGCAUCUGGCUAACAUGGAUGUACCCUUCGAAAGAGUCAUCAGCGAAGUGUACGGAAAGGAAGCACGGCUAAUGUUGUCGGAGUUCCAGGUUAUGUUUGCCUACGUUACCGACAACAAAUACGUCGCGGAUCAGCAGAACAUCUUCCAAGACGCGGAGCAGCUGCCUAUUAAUACCGAGCGAAGGGGAUAUUACGAUGUAGCUCUCUCUCUCGUAGAAGGUCGCGGAGAAAAUCAAGUCUCAAUUAGAAUUGAGUGUAACGGGCACUUGUAUGACUCCAGGUACAUCCGAGCACUCGCGGGACACUUCCAAGAAUUGUUGCUGUCCAUUACGAGGAAACCUUCGACGGCCAUCGGCUCACUGCGGAUGGUCCCAAAAGAGGAAGAGAACUUACUCAUCAGAAACGAGUAUGUGUGCAACACCUGCGAUGAGACCGAAACGUUUCAUGGCUUGUUUGAAAGGCAGUGCAUUAAGACCCCUCAUUCAAUCGCCCUGGAGCAUCUUGAUGGCAGAAGUGUGACGUAUGCGGAACUAGAUGCGAAGGCCAAUUCAAUUGCGCGGUUCCUGCGAUCCGAAGGCGUUCCCCUUGAAACACCUAUAGUGUUAUGCCUCGACAAAUGCUUCGACGCCGUGUGGUGGAUGUUGGGAGUUACUAAAGCUGGGUGUUGCUGGGUACCAAUAGAGCCUGCAGCCGUAGCCGAGAAACAAGAUCUGAUCAUUCGCGCGGCGAAGGCACCAUUUGUUGUCACAACCACCAAAUACUCGGCUGACUUCCGCCGCGCAGGACACAGAGCUAUCGAAGUGGACGUAGAGGACAUUGUUUCGAAAAUGCCAACCUCGCCGGUUGAAGCACUGCACGUAACAUCGGGCUUGUUGGCAUAUAUUCUCUUUACCUCGGGGACCACGGGAACACCAAAAGGUGUCAUGGUGGAGCAUCGGGCUGCUGUUAAGUUUAUCGACCUUUGCGCAGACGAGCUUGGAACGACUGAAAGUACUCGCGCCCUCAACUUUUCAACGUAUACCUUCGACCUCUCCAUCCUGGAUAUUUUCUGCACGCUUGCAAGAGGGGGCACCGUUUGUGUUGCACCUGCCGCGGAGAUGCACGGCAAUUUAGCAGCAGUAGUUCGAAACCUUUCUGCGAACGCUCUCACUCUCACACCCACCGUGAUAUCCCUGCUCUCUCCGGAAGAAGUUCCAUCUCUGAAAGUUCUUUGCUCAGCAGGCGAGCCUAUCACGCAGACGAUUGUGGCGACGUGGUUCCCAUAUCUCGACAGGCUUCUUAAUGCGUAUGGUCCCACGGAAACGGCAGUUACAACUAUUUGUCGGCCGGAUCCGUCCACGUUUCCUACCAUUAUCGGAGGGGCUGUCGGUUCCAGCUUAUGCCUAGUCGUCGAUGAAAGGAUGAAUCUAGUGCCCAUUGGCGUCAGUGGCCAGUUAGCGGUAGGAGGAGGUCAUUUGGCGAGGGGCUACCUCAACCGGGCAGAUCUCACCAGGGAGAAAUUCAUCGACAAUCCUUUUGUGCCCAGAACACGCAUGUAUCUGACAGGUGACCGUGUCAGAUUGCACGCCAAUGGGCAGUUUGAAUAUUUUGGUCGCAUCGACAAUCAGGUGAAAAUAAACGGUCGACGGACGGAGCUAGGUGAAAUCGAGCACGCAAUCUUGGAGGUCCGCUGCGUUCGAAAUGCAUGUGUUGUCUUGCAAACCGGAGACAAUGCCUCUCUUAUCGGCUACGUUACAUUCAAAGAUGUUAGCGGAACUGUUGCCCAGAUAACGGACGGAUCAAAGGAUCAAGACCUGGAAGCUAUCCGAUCUCUCUUGAGGAAGAAACUCCCACCGUACAUGGUACCGCGAAAAUUGAUACCGAUGGCAGAUUUCCCUCUGAGCAAGGCUGGCAAGAUCGACCGCGGCAAACUCCGGUCAUGGAGGUUCCUUGAACAAAAGCCAGCGCAAGCACAGAGUGAUAGAAAAAGAGAAUCCAAGGACUACGAGCACGAAUUGCUGGGGCUUGUGGCUCAGAUCGUGAACAGUGCGGACAUCGACCCAGACGAUGACUUGUCCGCGGUCGGUUUGGAUUCUUACGGCAUGAUGCGCCUGAUGCUACGUAUACGAAAGACCUACCAAGUGGAAUUGACGGUGUCCGAAAUUCAGAAGUGUUCCUCCGUAGGCUCUCUUUGUAAUUUGAUUUCCCGCAAAAGAGAGUCCGGUCACAACGACAAACAAUCAGCUUUGGAGAUUUCCCUACUCCGAACGAUAGCUGACUUACUCAAGUAUGACGUGAUUGAGGCGGAAGACAAUUUAAUUGCCAAUGGAUUAGAAUCAUAUGCCAUCAUGCGACUUAUUUCGCGAGUCAGGAAGGAGUUUAACAUGGACUUGACGAUUUCGGAGGUGUCAGCAAACCCCUCGGUCCGCUCACUCGCUGCACUUAUCAGCAGGAAGCGACAUCCACGCUCUGACACUGUAUCCGAAGAAUCUGCUACGAUUGCCCAGGAGAAACAAUAUCCAGCAUCCUACACCCAAGAGCGCAUGUGGGCAGCGCAGAUAGCCCACGGCGACAAUGCCUAUCACUUGGCCAAGCUGGUUGUCGUGGAAUCCCUGUUGGAUUGCGAGCUCCUCGUCAAAGCGAUGGAGGCUGCCUGCCGGAGACACACCAUCAUGCGGACGACUUACAAGCUAAAUUCUGAUUUUUCGGAACUAGUGCAGGUCAUCAGGAGGAAUCUGCCUCUUAACUUUGAGAUCGUUGACCUGGCUCAAUCUGCGGAUGCCGUUGAGGAAAUGAAAUCUCAAUGCCGAGCGGACAACCUGAUUCUGUUUGACUUAUCGACUGAAGCUCCAAUCAGGUUCAGAGUGUUCAAACUAGGCCAAGCAACCGGUGUCUAUCUCAACAUUCAUCACAUUGCCGUGGACGAAUGGGGGCUCAACCUUUUGCUCGAUGAGGUGACUUUGAUUUACCACCAUUUGGUAGCAGGCCGAUCGAGAGCUCUGGAACACCCAGUCUCGCUUUGCUUCAUAUCAUGUGAGAUACCCACCAUUGAUCUGUCGGAGAGUCAACGUCUGCCGGAUGGCGGCAGGGGAACUGCUGUUUGGAGUGAAGAGGUGCCUUUGGACCAGGCAGCCACAAAGCGAUUCCUGGAGCUCUGCUCAAACGCAGCGGUCUCUCCUUUCACUGCAUAUCUUUCCCUUUUCCAGACUCUUAUUGCCAGACAAACUGGGCAGUACGAUUUUGGCGUCGUGACACCUGUGAGCCUCCGUAGCAAUGUUCGAGAAAGCUUUACAUCUGUCGGCUGCUUCAUCAAUACAGUCGUGGUCCGCGCCCAGCUUGAGGAACACGACUCGUUUAAGGAUGUUUUGAAGAAAACAAGGGUGAACAUUAACCGAGUCCUUGAAAACAGCGACAUUCCAUUCGAGACGGUCAUGACCUCAAAAGGGAUUUCACCAUCGACCUUACAGCUCAUGUUCGACUUCACUACCUCGAGUGGGCCUCAAAGCGAGCAUAAUAUUAUAGCUCGUGGAACGGAGCUGGAUCUAGACAGUACUACCACCGCUCACUUUGCGUUUACCUUCAAUGUCGAUGCCAGGGGCAGCCCUAAAACUCCGACAUUGAUAUCCAUACAGUACGAUGGCAAAUUUUUUGAAGCGCAAUUAGUGGAAAAGAUGUUGGGAGACUACGCGAAGCUGCUCGACGUGGUAACCUCUAGUCCAGACGACCGAAUUGCCACGCUCAACCAGUGCGAGGGUGAGGAGAACCUGAUUCUGCGGGGUCCAGUCGCGCCAUUGCCGUACGAUUGUAUCCACCACGGCUUUGAACUGGCGGCUGUUUCUCAUUCCCAGCGGAUCGCCAUACAGCACGGCGAUCGCAACCUAAAGUACCGAGAGCUGGACAAGAAAGCGAAUGCUGUGGCCUGUCGGUUGCGCGCAUUUGGAGUCCAACCAGGCAUCUACGUGGCAAUAGUAGUGCACAGAUCCAUUGAGAUGGCAGUGGCACUGCUUGCAACCUUGAAGGCUGGCGGAGUGUGUGUGCCUAUCAGCGCCGACUUCCCCACGGAUCGCAUCAAGUAUAUUUUGCAGACGGUCUCGACCAGGAUCGUGUUGACUACGAGGGACGCUUAUGACAUUGUUCCGUCGCUGGAUGCAACGACGUCAUGCCAUUUGAUUGAAGAUUUGGCAUCCCAGAAUGAAAUGGAUGAGAAACCAGACGACCUUAGUACUGGAAAUACCAUUGCGUACUGUAUUUUUACGUCGGGAACAACUGGAACACCCAAAGGAGUCAUGGUGCCUCAUAAGGGAAUUGUCAAUAACAUCCUGCACCACCCAUUCACGUGCCAUUGCAAGCCCGGAGUUAAAGUUGCACAAAUGCUGGGAAUUUCAUUCGACGGCGCACUGCAAGAACUGUACGGAACAUGGUUCACGGGGGCCACAUUGGUACUUCGCGAGGAAGACAUCUUCAAGACUCUCAGAAACGUGGAGUGCAUAAACUUGACUCCAACGGGAAUCAUGCAGAUGGAGCCAAGCGAGUUUCCCAACCUCAAGGUGGUCCUGGCUAUUGGAGAAGCUUGUCCGGACUCGCUUGUGAAGAAGUGGGGUAAUCACGUCAAUUUCUACGUCGACUAUGGGGCGACCGAGACUUCCGUUACCACCUCCUGCACACCACCUUUGAAACCCGGGAUUCAUAUCGGUAUUGGCAAACCUUUCGCCAAUAAUUCUUAUUACGUGCUUGACAAGAAGCUGAGACACGUACCAGUGGGCGGGAAGGGACAGAUACACGUUGGAGGCAUCGGAGUGUCACUGGGCUACAUCAACAACCCGGAACUUACGGCAUGCAAGUUCUUGCGGGAUCCCUUCAGCAAGACCGGAGGGAGGAUGUAUGCUACCGGAGACAUGGUGCGAAGACUUGCGAAUGGGGAACUCGAGUUUGCCGGUAGAGUGGACGAUCAAAUCAAACUUGGAGGCUACCGGGUGGAGCUCAACGAAGUCACCUCGGCACUUCUACGAACGCCGGACGUUGGCCUGGCCGCUGCAAUUGUCCACGAAAGUGUUCUGAUUGCAUUCGUUAGCCCGUCCACAGUGAACUUGGACGGUCUCAAGAAGAGCAUAGAAAAGUUCCUUCCACCGUACAUGAUUCCGGGGAAAUUUGUUGCUAUCGAUGAAUUCCCACGCACGUUUAACGGCAAAGCCGACGUGAGACGCUUGCGCGAGGAACUCAAGAACCAGCAAUCCAGCACGUUUGAUUCCGUCAUGACGAACACGUUGAGAGAUUUUCGACAGCAGCUGCUCGCGCAAAUCUGGUCGACGAUACUCAAGGUCGACAUGGAUCGCAUUAGGCCUGAAACUUCCUUCUUUGAGUUGGGCGGUAACUCAAUGUCUGCGGUUCGGAUGAUACUAGCAGCCGGUCAGCAGGGUAUCAAAUUGACUCUCGCGGACGUGUACCAGAAACCCACACUGGCAGCACUCGCACCUGACUCGAUUGGAGCGAAGGCAGCAACUCAGCUGUUGAACAGCGGUCCCUCGAGAUCAACUCCAAAAAAGAUCUCAUCAUCGGUGACAGCAAUCCCGUCCAGCUACACGACGCAAUUAGAACAGCCUCAUAAGAAACCCGAACCAAACGUUCUAACCAGAGCGUCGCCCGGCGCAAAGAAACUGCGUGUCUUGUGCUUGCAUGGCUCGGAAACGAGUGGGAAAAUCUUAUCCCUUCAAUUGCAAGCCCUUCAACAGAAACUGCAAGACCAAGUCCAGUUCUACUUUGUCGAUGGACCACGGAAACAGUACACGUCCUAUAUUUCAAAGUACUUUGAUGGCCCCUACUUCCGCUGGCUGCCAGCUUCCUCAUAUGAUGUCGGCGAACGCAGCGCCAUGGCGGCCGUGAACCACCUCAUAAACAAGAUGGACGCGAUCGGAGGGCAAUUUGACGGAAUUUUAGGAUUCUCGGAAGGAGCCAGCAUUGUGGAGCUGGUAGAUCGUCUGAGCACACAAGGACGCAUUGCCCGAAAAUGGAAUUUCAGUGUCUUGAUCAGUGCAUGUACCGUGAAGGUUUCUUCUCCUGGUGCCUCAUCAUGGCUUCGACGUCCUUUUGAAGGAGGAUACCUGCGCCUUCCCUCCGUCCACGUUAUUAGCUCCAAGGACUACCUGUUCCGAAAAAGCAUGAAAGUCGAAUGUCGCUACGAACCAGAGCUACGACAUGUGGUCACGCAUGACAGCGGACAUCAGAUCCCUCAAACACCCGGAUUCAUCAAGCAGUUGGCUGACCGGAUUCUAGAUGCAGCUGCGUUGGCUGAAGAUCUCUCCUUAGCCUUCCCAACUCACAAAAUAGACGACGAGUUCGAGUUUGUGAAGAGGAGCAAGGCAAAGGGCGGGUGGUUGCGGACAAUACGCCGUGCUAUCAAGAAUUCAAUGAUCUCUUGAAUAGAAGUAACAGAUGAAAAGCAAUCCUCAUAGAGAGUUAUUGUAGAAUACAUAGUAGGAGUAGAAGAUGAUGCCUCAUCAUUAUGUCACUUUGUACAUGAUUUUUUGAUUUUCACUUAAUCACAUCCCCAAAAAGCCAUCC
Molecule: messenger RNA, 17995 nt
Organism: Spizellomyces punctatus DAOM BR117
Lineage: Eukaryota; Fungi; Chytridiomycota; Chytridiomycetes; Spizellomycetales; Spizellomycetaceae
Product: amino acid adenylation domain-containing protein
Exons: 20
Coding region: 1-17853 (5950 amino acids)
Biological process (GO): amino acid activation for nonribosomal peptide biosynthetic process; secondary metabolite biosynthetic process
Cellular component (GO): cytoplasm
Molecular function (GO): catalytic activity; phosphopantetheine binding
Source: RefSeq, a predicted model, not a curated record